UUAACCAUGUUUGAACCGUUACCAAAUGCCCCGCCUGGUUUUUCACUGGACCACCGACAUGACACGGUGGCGCCAUCUUGUGAGGCCUGCAAAAAGCGCCGCAGAACGUGGGAACGUCGCUAUUUUCCUAAAUACCUUAUGUGAGGGGUACGUCUAUGUCACGUCCUGUUCCGUGUAUUAUCGAGUAACCGCGUAAUCGCGCGUGUGAUGUUUAUCUUGUCAACCUAAAUGAGCAUGACUCCGCGCAGUUCGCUCAUUCUAGGACAGAGGAGGAAGUGACUAGUUAUUGUGGACAUUCGUUGACGUCUUCACAGUGAGACCGGGUGUGACAAGAGACAGCGACCCAUUUACUUAGGUCGAUCAGGUUGCAGCGGACACAAUGGUAGAUUCUCAUUCAAGAGGUGGCUCUGGUGACGGAUACGCAACGAAACCUUGCGUCAAGUUUCCAUUGAGGAGGGUAAAGCUUGCAGUUCACCGAAUCACUAAAGUAGCGAUUCCGCACCACCUCGACAUUCUUUCGAAGCAGCGAAGUAUCAUCGAGAAGUGCCAGAAACUGAAUCAGUGGGACAAACUACAUGAUGAGCAAAUCAAAGCAUCCCUUACUGUUAAGCAGCUUAAAGCUGUGCUCUAUGAGCUAGAAACACUAAGUAACCAGGUAGACCCAAAUGAUCUGCAAGAAUUUAAACGUCUCGUGCGACCAGCUUCAGAGGCGACACUUCAAGAGGUGCACUCAUUUACAGAAGUAUGUUUGCCUGCUAGCCCUGCUGUUGACUUCUUUGGUCAGCCUGAAAUAUCCUCACGUGGAGUCAUACCUGCACAUGUUCCCGAAGGUGACGGGCCCUCACUAGACAGUGUUUCCAUGAUACAGAAGAAACUUUACAUUGAACAUAUUCCUGACAACACAGCUGCUUCUAAGUCAUGGAAUUCAUUGAGGAGGGAUCUACAUGACCUGCAUGAUUUGAUGCACAACUUCAGCGACCUCGUCUAUGCCCAGCGAGAAAAAGUUGAGACAAUUCAAGCGAAUGUGACAGAGGCUGAUGAGCAAGUGCAGCAUGCCGUAACACACCUGGCACGAGCAGCUAUGCUGCGCAGAGCUUUCUUUCCACUAACAGGGGCUUUGGUGGGCCUGACCCUGGGGGGUCCUGUGGGCCUGGUUAUAGGCACCAAGAUGGCCCUUGGAUGUGCACUCGGUGCUGGAUUUCUAGGUUACACUGGUGGUAAAGUUCUUCAGCGCAGGGCAGAGCAAGACGAAACGCCUGUCGGGAUGGAGAUAGAGUUGCAAGAAACAUCAAAACGGCCUUCAAGUCACCUUGACCACUUUUGAUUAGCCUGUUAUGUUGUAGUGCAGAACACGAGGAAUAAAAUAGUUACGUCUUUUACCUCA
Rhipicephalus microplus (southern cattle tick) is the source of this 1384-nucleotide messenger RNA. It is a transcript of the gene Syx17, whose product is annotated as syntaxin 17. Gene Ontology annotation, biological process: vesicle-mediated transport. Lineage: Eukaryota; Metazoa; Arthropoda; Arachnida; Ixodida; Ixodidae. The record is from RefSeq and is a predicted model, not a curated record. Gene Ontology annotation, cellular component: membrane.